AUGACCGAACCAACUUCCAAACCGAAUGUUAACGGUGUUAACGGUGCUGCUACAGCUAAUGGUAAUGGAAAUCCAGUUCCUGUGAAAGCUCAGCUUUACAAUCCAAACCGUCAAGUUUACCGUCCGCAAUCACAAUACAAUCGCCGCCGUCGAUCUAACCGUAGCCUCUGCUGUUGCUGCUGUUUCUGGACAAUCCUCACCGUUCUUGCCGCCGCGCUUCUCGUCGCAAUUGUCGGUGCUGCACUCUACGUACUCUACCAUCCUCACCAACCACAAUUCUCAAUCACAAACCUCCGCAUUGCGAAGAUGAAUCUCAAAACCUCAACCGAUUCACCUUCGCAUCUCACCACACUCUUCAACCUCACACUCAUCGCUAAGAAUCCUAACAACCACCUCAUUUUCUUCUACGAGCCUUUCACUGUCACCGCUUUCUCCGAUUCAGUUCAAAUCGGUAACGGAUCGUUGCCGGCGUUUGAUUCCGGGAAGAAUAAUCAGACGAGUCUGCGAUCGGUGCUAUCGGAUUCUCAAGAUCUGGAUACGGAUUCGUUGACUAGUUUGAGAUCGGGUUUGAAGAAGAAGAAAGGCUUCCCGAUAGUGAUUCAGAUGGAUACGAAGGUGAAGAUGAAGAUGGAGUGGUUGAAGAGUAAGAAGGUUGGGAUUAGAGUGACGUGCGAAGGAAUCAGAGGAUUUGUUCCCGCCGGAAAAUCGCCGUCGGUGGCGUCGGUUAUCAACUCGGAAUGUAAGGUGGAUCUUCGAAUCAAGAUCUGGAAAUUCUCCGUUUAG
Messenger RNA from Vicia faba (fava bean), 783 nucleotides. Lineage: Eukaryota; Viridiplantae; Streptophyta; Magnoliopsida; Fabales; Fabaceae. The record is from the annotation of a GenBank genome assembly.